Molecule: messenger RNA, 709 nt
Organism: Caenorhabditis elegans
Lineage: Eukaryota; Metazoa; Nematoda; Chromadorea; Rhabditida; Rhabditidae
Gene: trx-3
Product: protein-disulfide reductase
Exons: 4
Coding region: 32-508 (158 amino acids)
Biological process (GO): cell redox homeostasis
Molecular function (GO): protein-disulfide reductase [NAD(P)H] activity
Source: RefSeq, marked reviewed
ACACCCUAAAAUUUCAAAUUUUCAGAUCGAAAUGGCUAAGAACUUUUUCUCCGGAACCAGCUUGAGACUUAAGGAUGGGACUAUGGUAGAUGCAGGAGAGCACUUGAAAGGAAAGAUUGUGGUACUGUACUUCUCUGCAAGCUGGUGCGGGCCAUGCCGUCAGUUUACUCCAAUCAUGAAGGAGCUGUAUCAGCAGAUUGCUGCAACAAAUCAACCCAUUGAGGUGAUUCUGUUGUCGAGAGACUACAUGCGAUUCCAGUUGGAUGAGUACUAUGAGAGCCAUGGAUGCUCAUGGGGUGUCGUUCCGUUGAGAGACCCCAUUAUUGAAAAGUGUUUGGAGAAGUAUGAUGUGAAGGCUUUGCCGUCGUGCCGAGUUGUCGAUGAGUUUGGGAAUUGUAUUGAUGCUAAUGCUCGUCAAAGUGUUGAGUUCUACCGCGAAAAAUAUAAAAUGGCCGAACUCUUCAACAAAUGGACGGAAAAGGGAAAUCUCGAGAGAAUCCGUGCAUAAAUUAUCAUCCUCUGAAUAUCAAUCUCAUUUAGUCUUUCAACACUUUAUUCUCCCUUUUGAACCAUUUAACACCACCACCAUCACCACUCCCGUCUAGUCUUUCGCAUAAUUUUUCCACUUCCAUUCUCAAUUUACACUUAAAAUUUAUUACUUUUUAUUCAUGUACAUCAAAUAUAAAAAUUCUUUUAAAAUUCAAAAAAA